GUUGCCAGCGGGGAAGAUGGCGGCGCCCAGACGGUGAGGCACCUAAUUUGAAAAGAUGAAGGCUGUGUUGUGGAUGCUGAGCCAUUCCGCCUUCUGCUGGAGGAGACCUUUCUGUGGAAGGCACUGUUUACUGAAGCAAAAUGGAAGGCAAGCACUGGGAUGCAACAGAAAUAUUUACAGUGAGACAGGGAUAUGGGAGAGAGAUUAUCGACCUCAAACACGGAAAAGUGUAGAAGAAUAUUGGCAUUCGAGAAUAAAGGAGCAUUAUCAAAUUAUUUCCGAAACUGAUAAAUCAAAGCCAAAGUGUUAUGUGCUUUCUAUGUUCCCAUAUCCUUCUGGGAAGCUCCACAUGGGGCAUGUUCGAGUGUACACCAUUAGUGACACCAUGGCCCACUUCCAGAGAAUGCGUGGAUAUCAGGUCUUGCAUCCAAUGGGAUGGGAUGCAUUUGGCUUGCCAGCAGAAAAUGCUGCAAUUGAGCGUGGCUUGGAUCCAGAAGAGUGGACAAAAAGUAACAUCGCACACAUGAAAGAGCAACUUCAUAGACUUGGUCUGUGUUUUGAUUGGAAUAAGGAAGUGACCACCAGUCAGUUUGAUUAUUACAGAUGGACACAAUUCCUCUUCCUCAAACUGUUUGUGGCUGGCAUGGCUUAUCAAAAGGAAGGAUUGGUCAACUGGGACCCAGUGCAUCAGACAGUGUUGGCAGAUGAGCAAGUGGAUGAAAAUGGCUGCUCCUGGCGCUCUGGGGCAAAAGUUGAACAGAAGUACCUCAAACAGUGGUUCAUAAGGACGACAAAUUAUGCUAAGUCUUUGCUGGAUGCCCUAGAAGACCUUCCUGACUGGUAUGGUGUCAAAGAAAUGCAAGCAAACUGGAUUGGUGCUUGCACUGGAUGCUACUUUGACUUUGAAUUAAAGGUGAAUGGAAAACACAUUGGUGAAAAGCUUGCUGCAUAUGCCUUCUUUCCAGAUGCCAUUUAUGGAGCGUCACAUCUAUCUAUCCUGCCUAGUCAUAGAUUGCUACACAGCAACAGUAAGCUGAAACAUUUGCUUCAAGAGCAAUUCAUAUCUGACACAGAUUGUCAAACUCCAGUCACUGGUGUGAAUCUUUUAAAUGGUCAAGAGAUUCCUCUUGUUAUUUCAGCCAAGAAAGAGUUUGAAGGUCAUCUCGACACUGUCAUAGGUAUUCCAAGUGUUAAUCCAGAAGAUGCAACAGUUGCACAAAAGUUGGGUCUGCCGUGGCGGGAGGUCUUUGAAACUUCACCUGAUGGCACAGAACAGUUACAGAAUUCUGGUGAGUUUACAGGACUAGAGAGGCAGUCUGCAACUCAAGCCAUACUGAAGCGUGCAAGAGACCUUGGAAUUGGUGGCUAUCUUACAAGUCCAAAAAUGCGUGACUGGUUGAUAUCCAGGCAACGUUACUGGGGAACACCCAUUCCUAUCAUCCAUUGCCUGUCUUGCGGCACUGUGCCAGUCCCUUUUGAAGAUCUGCCCGUUCUUUUACCUAAGCUUAAGUCAUUUACAGCCAAAGGAAUUUCCCCACUAUCUGCAGCCUCUGAAUGGUUAAAUUGUACCUGUCCCAAGUGUAAGGGCCCUGCCAAACGGGAGACCGACACCAUGGAUACCUUUGUGGAUUCAGCCUGGUAUUACUACAGAUAUACUGAUCCUCAUAACAGUCAGAAGCCCUUUGACAGUUCAUUAGCAGACUUCUGGAUGCCUGUAGAUCUGUACAUUGGAGGGAAAGAGCACGCUGUUAUGCAUCUAUACUAUGCAAGAUUUAUUAGUCACUUCUGCAAUGAUCAAAACAUGGUCAAAUACAGGGAACCUUUCCACAAACUCCUCGUUCAUGGACUUAUCAAGGGGAAGACCUAUCGGUUGCCAUCGAAUGGCCAGUAUCUGAAGAAAGAAGAAAUAAGUUUCAGUGGCCCUGAUCCAGUUCAUGCUAGGACCUCAGAGAAACUCCAGAUCACCUGGGAAAAGAUGAGCAAAUCCAAAUAUAAUGGCAUUGACCCAGCAGUGGUCGUCCAGCAGUAUGGGAUUGAUACUGUGCGCCUGUAUAUUCUCUACGCUGCCCCUCCUGAGCAGGACAUUCUAUGGGACAUUAAAACGGAUGCCAUUCCUGGUGUGCUGAGGUGGCAAGUGCGUCUCUGGACCCUGGUCACAAAGUUGAUUGAUGCUCGGAGUGCUGGAAUAACCCCCUGUCCGGACCUCCUCAAUGAAAAGGAGAAAUCAGAAGCCAAGAAGUUAUGGCAGAGCAAAAACUACACAGUUUCACAAGUAACCAGCUACAUGACCGAGGAUUUCCUGCUGAAUGCUGCAAUAUCCCGGCUAAUGGGCCUCACGAACACUUUAUCACAAGCUAGUCCUCGAGUAAUUCUCCAUAGCAGUGAAUAUGAAGAAGCUCUAGCUGCCUUGUGCAUUAUGGUGGCUCCUAUGGCUCCACAUCUGGCAUCAGAGUUAUGGAAAGGUCUCUCCAGUGUUCAAAAUAAACUUAUCUCUCACUAUCAGUGGGACACAGAUGUGCUCCUUCAACAAUGGCCAAGCCUGGACCCAAAGUAUCUGCAGCAGCCAGACACUGUGCAGAUGAUAGUAAGGAUCAACAACAAGGUCUGCGGAUCGGUAGAUAUGCCCCAGCAAGUUGUCAAGGAUGCAGAGCGGGUGCAGGAGCUGAUCCUUCAGAGCGAACUGGGGAUCAGGCAGCUGCGGGGGCGCCCCAUCAAGAAAGCCAUCCUGUCUCCCAGGGCCACUCUCAUCAACUUCUUAGUGGAAGAAUAAACUUUCUAGUGAAGCCUUGCCACAGGUGUGAGUAAAAUCAUCACUUUAAAUAUUGGAAGGAUAUUGAGAGCUGCGCCCUCAAAUUAACCAAGAAAGUUGAGUUGAUGGGUUGUAUUUUGCUGCUAUUAGCUGCUUUCUUCAGCCUGGAAACCUUCAGUUAAGGCUGCGACCUACAAGGCAGUGAGAUGCCUCAUCUCCUUGACAAAACCAAAUGAUGUUGAUCAUUCACUCCUCCAGGCUGGAAUAAAGGACAUGUGAUAGAAGACAGUCUGCUGCAUUGAGCAGGAGACUGAAAUUUGAAAAUAAACAAUUGCAGAUGCUGGAAAUCUGAAAUAAAAAUGAAAAGGCUGGAUAAACUCAGCAGAUCAGGCAGCAUCCAUGGAGAGAGAAGCAGAGUUGAUGUUAUAGAUCAAUGACCUUUUGCUGAGUAUUUUCUGUUUUUAUAUGAGACUAAAGUUGUUGGUUUGUGUAAUCAAAGCAUUUUGGGUGUAUUAUUUAACAAGGUUAGACAGUCUCCAAACCAAUGUUCUCCAGUUUUUACAUUCUAAUCAUCUUCAAUUAUUUUGUAAACGCAAUGAACUUCAUUUUAAGUAAAACAAAAUACUAGGUUUUUUUUAAAUGAUGAGGUAAUUAAAUAGUAAUCAAGGGAGUUUUAAGAAGUAAUAUUACUAAAAUUAUAUAUCUGUUAAUUGUUCAUGCAUCUGUCCAUUUUUUUUUUACAUGUUAAGCAAAGUCAUAGUUUAUGAGUGGGAAUGAAACCUCUUCCCCAACCCCAGUUUCUGCAAUCUAUGAAGAGACAACUGCUGUGAUCAUUUGUUUGAUCUGAUUAAAUUUGGUAGUUCUAUGUAACCGAGUGUGUUGUACAUAACCAAAACAGUAAUGGAUACUGGAAAUCAGAAUUAAAACCAGAAAAUCUCAAAAUGCAAAACACGUAGCCAGCAUCUGUGAAGAGAGAACGGUUCAGGUCAGUGAUCAUCAGAGGUCAGGGCAUUGACCUGAAACAUUAAUCCCUUUUGUCUCUGUACUGAAGCUGCGUAACCUGCUAAGUGUACCUACUACUUUUUUUUCCAAUGUUGUUUGAUGUUAUUUGAUCCUAUUUCAUUAUCAGAAAACUGUGAAGAUAAACAUUUUUUUAUUGAUGUAUAUCUGACCAUUUCAUUUUCUGAUCACUAUUGUGGAUCCAAUAAACCUCUAUGGAAUCUCUCGAACACUG
This is a messenger RNA of Pristis pectinata (smalltooth sawfish), 3983 nucleotides long. It is a transcript of the gene lars2, whose product is annotated as leucyl-tRNA synthetase 2, mitochondrial. Gene Ontology annotation, cellular component: mitochondrion. Gene Ontology annotation, biological process: mitochondrial translation; leucyl-tRNA aminoacylation. The record is from RefSeq and is a predicted model, not a curated record. Bases 56 to 2770 code for a protein of 904 amino acids. The transcript has 21 exons. NCBI's taxonomy places the organism in Eukaryota, Metazoa, Chordata, Chondrichthyes, Rhinopristiformes, Pristidae. Gene Ontology annotation, molecular function: ATP binding; leucine-tRNA ligase activity; aminoacyl-tRNA deacylase activity.